UAAUUUAAAAUAAUAAUGAAGUCACGAUUUUGGAACACAUGGACGAAAGAAGAGCCGAAAGUAAGGUCGCCAAUUAUUAUAAAAGAUCGUAAUCAGAAGGAGAGCUUACGUGACUCCAGUCAGAGCAAUGAUAAUCGCAAUAAGAUCCACCAGUACAGUUUGUCCUCGCGUGUUGACCGGUUUCAAUUGAUAACCGACAACAACAAUGAUAAAUUACGCAACGGGUACAAGGAAGUCUGUGUAAAAAAUAAGGAUGACAGUUUGCAUAAACAGCAACAUCAUUUGUCAAGGUGCAGAGAUAACGUGAACAGUAAAAAUAUUUGGGAGCUACACAGAAACAGAUAUCACGAUCAGGAAAAAAUUUUGCAUCAGCAGCAGCAGCAGCAUGGAAUUGGGAACCAACAACAGCCAAUUAAUUAUAGGCGGCGGAAGUCUAAAGGAUCACCUUCAAUAGUCGGUAAUAAUAGUGACAAUAAUAAAUCCGGUGAACCGAAACUUACAAACGGGAAGUUACGACCGUCAAACAACGGUUUCACAAAACAGGUCAAACGAUCUGACGAAUCGUUGGAUCGUGAACGCAGAGGUGUUAAGUAUCAGCAAACUUACCACCAGGAGGACACGAGGAAUUUUUUUUACGAUGUGGAAACGCCGAGUAACGGAAUCAGCGAGCCCAUUAAAUUUGUCAGGAAAUUCGAAGAAUACGAGUGUCGAUACGAUAAGCCGCGGAUUGGUGGAGAAGAAGAAGAAGAAGAAGAAGAAGAAGAAGAAGAAGAAGAAGAAGAAGAGGAAGAUGGAGAGGAAGACGAGGAUGUCGAUGUGGAUCAGGAUGAGGAAGAAGAUGAUGAAGAUGAUGAGGAGUGUUACAAGCAAACGCGUUAUUCAUCCUCGUCAUCGUCAUCCAGAAAAAUAAAUGGUGAUUUUAUACAUGGUAGAUCGUUAUCACCGUUAGAUGAUUCUGUGAGCAAAGGCUGCAAACGUGAAUUUAUUUAUUUGGAUAAGAGAUCUUGGAGACACUGCGAGGAGCGGUCGCCAGACCGCGCGAUUGAGCUCAUCAAGGCGGUCGGAGAAAAUUUAAAUUCAAAUUCAAACUGUCCGGGUUUUGUCAAUGGGAGUAGGCGGAACGGAAACCGGUGUGAUAGUUAUGUUCCGGGAAAAAAGACAGCGAGUGAUAAAACUAAAACCAAUCGUAAAGAUUUUGAUCCAUCUGCUGGGAAGUACGAUAAGAUUAGGGAACACAAAAAAGGUUUUAAUCUAGUCAGAAGCGCCAGAGGGUCUUCCAGUGAGCACGAGGAGAGGAGAAGGAACUAUUCGGGGCACCGAAGUUUGGAGAAUAAAAGUUACUUUAAAAUGAACAUAAACAGGGACUCUUCUAUUGGUAACAACAAGCGCGAGUCUUCGAGAGACAGACAGAUAUUUCGUAAAAUUUCAUUAAAAUUGAAAGGUAAAGACAAAGAGGAAAAGGAGAAAGACGUUAAAAAUAAUUCUAGUGAGUCAGAGUCUAUUAAGAGUAAGCCGAGAAGAGACAAUCGACACUCUAGACCUCUCUCUCCACCCACGUUUGAAAAUAUCGAGACUGACGAGGUGGUACCAAGACAGCACCGUAAAGUAUUUUCGUCUUCGAAGGAUUUUCAUCAUCAGGAUCAUCAAAAUUAUCAAAAUCAUCAGCAACAGCAGUUAAGACUUAGAGAGAAUUAUGGUGGCAAAAGAGAGGAGGUUAAAAAAAUGAAUAACCACAACUAUCAGCAUCAUCACCACCGCGACUCACGUGAUUUGUCAUGGAUUGAGAGAGAAUUGUCCUCGUGGUAUUCCAGCGAAGAGUCGCCGGAACGUGAGAAGACUAAGAACAAGUCUAGUAAGCCUCCGAGAACGCGUUGCUUGCUGUCAGAUGAGGAUGAUGACAACGACGAGGACCGAGACGGGGAUGAGGAUGAGGAUGAUGAUGACGAGGACGACAGCGAUUUGGGUUUUUCCACGCGGAUUGAACGCAACGGUGCCACAGUUAUUAGAAUUCACACCAAUCCAAAGACACCCGAGAGACGAAAAAGUCCCGAGAGAAUUACUGACAGACGAUAUCUGGGCAGACGCACCAGGAAUAUUUCACCAGAUAGGUAUACAUUUAGAGAUGAUGACGAGCUUGUGCGAGAGGACGAUGAUGAUUACGACCAUUUGGAUGCCGGUAUCGAUUUUUUUGGCUUGAGAAAACUAUCAACUGACUCACUUACACGGAAUUUUCGUGACUCGAACGUUCAAAUCACGGACCUUGAGGAUGGCCAGCCGUGUUUGCAAUGCGGCGAAACAUGUUCCGGAUUUUCGCCUCAUACAUGGAGGAAAAAUUGUACGAGCUGCAAGUGCCCGAAGGAAGUCCACGACGUCUGUCAUGAAGAAUGGGUGUCAGUGAGAGCGCGUUUAGGCUUGAAAAGCGAGGGCUCUAACAAUUACAUCGGGUUCGAACCGCGGGAUCGAGGAUUAGCUUGGGCACCUCCCGGUCUGCCGCCUCAUAAGGUGGAGGAAUAUUUCUCAAUGUUGCCGGAAAUAUCAGUUCCACGGUUAGGAACUCCUGGAGAACGUCAUCGAGACCGUCAACUGGCGACUCAAUUACCUAAGCAAGAUCUUGCGCGGACUUAUUGCCGGCACUUGGACCCCAGGCACGCGGCAAGUGCUGAUGAUUUUAUGGCCGCGAGAAAUGAAAUAGCUUUGGACAUCGGCAGUGUCCAGGAAGUACUUGAACGUGGACAUGAAUGCGGAGUAUGUCACGAGCCAUUUAAAUAUGGGAGUCUCGCCGUGAUGGCAAGCAAACUUGGACUGCUUUAUCAUCCCGCAUGUUUCCAGUGUGCCCAGUGCCAUGAACUACUCGUUGAUUUAGCCUAUUGCGUUCAUGAUGACGCAUUAUAUUGCGAGAGACAUUAUGCCGAAAGACUUAAGCCUCGUUGCGCUGCCUGUGAUGAGUUAAUUUUCAGUGGGGAGUACACAAAGGCAAUGAACAAGGAUUGGCACAGCGGUCACUUCUGUUGUUGGCAGUGCGACGAGUCCUUGACCGGACAGCGCUAUGUCCUGCGCGACGAGCAUCCCUACUGCAUCAAGUGCUACGAAAGCGUCUUUGCCAACGGGUGCGAGGAGUGCAACAAGAUCAUCGGUAUCGAUUCAAAGGAUCUGUCGUACAAGGACAAGCACUGGCACGAGGCUUGUUUCCUCUGCAACAAGUGCAGGGUCUCUUUGGUGGACAAACAAUUUGGAAGCAAGGUCGACAAGAUUUAUUGCGGCAAUUGUUACGAUGCCCAGUUUGCAAGCCGCUGCGAUGGAUGCGGCGAGAUCUUCCGCGCUGGUACCAAGAAGAUGGAAUACAAGACUCGACAGUGGCACGAGAAAUGUUUUUGCUGCGUCGUAUGCAAGAACCCCAUUGGUACAAAGAGCUUCAUUCCGCGAGAACAGGAAAUUUACUGUGCCGGUUGCUACGAGGAUAAAUUUGCUACUCGUUGUGUCAAGUGCAAUAAGAUUAUCACCAGCGGCGGCGUAACAUACAAGAACGAACCAUGGCACAGAGAUUGUUUCACUUGCAGCCAUUGUAACAAUUCACUGGCAGGCCAGCGGUUUACUUCACGCGAUGAUAAGCCGUACUGCGCUGAAUGUUUCGGCGAGCUUUUUGCCAAGAGAUGUACAGCUUGCACGAAACCAAUCACUGGCAUCGGUGGCACACGCUUCAUCUCAUUCGAGGACAGGCAUUGGCACAAUGACUGCUUCAUCUGCGCUGGAUGCAAAACCUCACUAGUCGGACGUGGAUUCAUAACUGACGGGGACGACAUCAUCUGUCCCGAGUGCGCCAAACAGAAGCUCUCGGAAUGAAAAAUUCCCGGAAAAAAAUAAUAUAAAAUAAAACAUCAGCUAAAAAGUAUAUUUAACAAAAAAAAUAUAAUAAAUAAAAUAACGAGUGUUGAUGACGAGAAAAUUUAUAGACGAGGAAUAAAAUUCAUAGAAGAUAUAAUACGUGUGAAAAAAUAUAAAAUAACAAUGAAUAAAUAAAUAUAACGACGUAUUUUAUUAUACGAAAUUCAUUCUCGCUAUGAUUAUAAAUAUUUAUAAAAUGAAACUUCAUUGUAACUUUUUUUUUUUUUUUUUCGUGUUUUUAAAUUUAUCGACAUGUUCCUUUUUUUCAAUUAGUUAUAUUAUUAGUCAUCUGUUAUUGUAAUAGUCAUUUAUAAUUUCGAAUUUUAUUUUUAGCUCUUAUAAAUUUCUUAUAAAUACACACCGCUCCAACAGUAUUCGAGAUAUUUUUAACUCUUAUAAAUUUUUCUCGAGUAUUGUUAGACUUGGCUAUUGAUUCAAUGUAUGAGCUUAUGAAUAUAUAUUUAAAAAUAUAAGUAUAUAUAUAAAUAUUAUGAACUAUUAAACAAAAUGUCCCAACGGAUCAUAGUGGGAACAAUGUGCAGUUGCCUUAAACAAUCAAAUCGCUUAAUAUUAAUAUAUUACUCUAUACGUAUACUUAAUAAAUAAAAAUGAAAACAAAAAAAAAACAUUUAACUUAAUAAAGAAGCGAGUCAAGUUACGAGUGAUGUUAUUAAUACUAUUUCUAAACUUUUUUUUUAUUAACAAAAAAAAAAAGAAGAAAUAUUAAGUCAAAUUAAGCUACUUUGUUAAUAUAGUCGACUCAAUGAUUUAUUAAUUAAUAUUUUUAUUCUGAAAUAAACUUGAUUAUUUGCAUUGAUCUAUUAAUACGGAAAAUCCGAAUUCAUGAAUGAUGAAAUUGUAUGCCGCUAUUCAAGUGACUUUAAAUAGAAUAUUGUAAAAAUAAAGUAAUUAAAUCGCCACUGUACCGGAGUAUGACAAUAAACGAAAUACAUACACCCAUAUUUACACUUACACAUACACAUACAUAACUACAUUCACACUUACACACAUUCAUACAUUCACUCAUGCUUACGAAUACACACACAGUAAUUUAUUUUGUGAUUAGUUACAAAACCAAUCAACACAUAACUACAGCCCGAGCACAAUUGCCAAUUUACGCUCCCCAUAGAAUUGCAGCGGGCAAAAAAAUUACUAUUUUGUUUUAUUUUUAAAAAAAUAAACCAAUGUAAUUGAAAUUAUCUAAAACAAUCCAAAAUAUCUAAUUCUAACUAUAUGUGUGUGUAUCUGUCAUCAUCUAUAAAUGAUAAACGAAAUUUGUGGCCUUAUCGUGAUUACUAUAUGAUCUAUUCUUAAUUACUUAAUUGGUUAUAAAAAAAUCUUACUGUUUUUAAUAACAAUAAUAUCGAUUAACAAUAAAAAUAAUAAAAAAAUGAAAAUAUAUCUUUAUUAUUAAUCAUUUUAUUAAUUAAUAUAUGUAGUAUGUAAAUUUACGGUCAACCACAAAUAAAAGCAGGAAUUGAUUUCAAAUUGACUUUAUAAAACAUUGUUAUGUAUAAUAAUGAAAUAAAUGAAUAAUAAAUAAUAAUAAUAAUAAUAAUAAUAAUAAUGAUGAAUAAUUUAAUUAAUGAUAGUAAUGAAAGCUUGCAUUAAUAAUAACGAUUACAUAUACCAUGACGAACCAAUGACACUUGCUAUGUAAACAUUUAAAAUCACUCACAUGCACUAAUCGUUUUUAUUAUUAGUAAAUUAUAAAUAAUAAUAAAAAUAUAAAUA
Molecule: messenger RNA, 5616 nt
Organism: Cotesia glomerata
Lineage: Eukaryota; Metazoa; Arthropoda; Insecta; Hymenoptera; Braconidae
Gene: Lmpt
Product: four and a half LIM domains protein 2
Exons: 10
Coding region: 16-3840 (1274 amino acids)
Cellular component (GO): Z disc; nucleus
Molecular function (GO): transcription coregulator activity; zinc ion binding
Source: RefSeq, a predicted model, not a curated record